CGUACCAUAAUUCCUUUACUGGCCGGUGGCAUCACUGCACACAGGCCACAGGGCACUCAAGCAGUCAUACUUCGACCCUCAUUGUAUAGUGCAGAUGCAGGUAAAGAAUUUUUCCAACGAAUAUCCGGGAGUGCCGUAGAGACCGUUACGAAAAGACAACUUUUUCCUUGUUAUAGUACUAAUACGCCUAAAUUCCAAGCAUGAAUGAUACUGAGCGAAUAAUCAGAGAGGUGAGGAUCAGGCCAUGUCUUUGGAACUCCUCCUGCAAAGGAUACUCGGAUGCUGAGGCGAAGAAAGUGGCCUGGCAGAAAGUUAUGCAUGCUGUCUACCCAGAUUAUGAGGAAUAUGCACCCGAAACUCAAAUGAAUCUAGCGCAGGAAACCCAAAAGAAAUGGAGAAAUGUUCGAGACAGUUUCAUCAAAGAACUCAACAGACAAAAGAGCUUCGAAGCGGGAUGGGCCGUCAAAACUAGGAGACCGUAUAGAUAUUAUGACCAGUUGAAAUUUUUAAUGGAAAGUGAAAACGAGUCUACUUGCGACAUGAAUGUAGGAGACGCCUCUACACUGUGUGACGUCACAAUCAAGACUUCAAACAAACAAAUGUUACUUUCACCAUACGAAGAAAUGGUCGAUGUAAGCGAUAUACCAAAGAUCAAUCCAGAUAUGGCGUUUUUCGUUUCCCUCUUACCAUCUGUGCAAAAUUUAGACGAAGACCAAAAACUCACCUUUCAAAUGAAAGUGCUGAAAGCCCUACAAAGUGUCAAAAGGAGAAUCAAUGAUGAAGAAAGCGUCAUUUUUGUUAGCACGGGGAAGAGUAAAUCUUCGUGGGUCUCUGAUGAAUGGAAAUGAAUCAGUUUGAUAGAGUAGUAUAGUGUAAUAUAAAAAUAAACUGAAACACAAAUCACUACUGUUAUUUCCAAAGCCAGUCAGGCAAUGAUUAUUUUUUCCAGAAUUACUGAGGGUCAGGUUACAAAUAAUAUUUGAAAGAAUGUAAUUUUAAACCUAAAAAAAUGGCAACUUGCUUUUUCGUGCUUACCUGAGAGAAUUUAGACACUUAAAAAUAGCAUAAGCGUGCUUUUCCAAAAAAAUAACGUAAAAUUUUACUUCUGCUGCGGCAAAAAGUCAUGCAUUUUUCAAUAUUUUUGAAUCGUCGUAAUUCCAGCGGGAAAAUUCCAUGCAUUUUUAUUUUUGAAUCGACGUAAUUCCAGAAAAGGAAAUAAAUAAAAAAGUAUCCCGAUAGGAAAAUCGACGAAAACUUAAUUCUCUGUACUUGAGAAGCAAAGUAACGCAUAUUUCUAUAUACUUUGUGACUCAUCACAAAAUAAAUACUUAUGCAUAUAUUUUCGUACGAUACGUUUGAGAAUACUAUCUGCGAGUUUGAAAAAUCAUCCAAAAAAAUGUUAUACACAUAUCGAUAUCUAAAAGCAAAGCAAGAAAAAUGAUGACACAGUGCUUCUGAGUACUGGAAUUUUUUGGACAUAGAACCCUAUAUUUAGAGCCCUCACAAAUACUUUAUGACUGCCAAAAUAAUAAAACCGAUGGUAUCCUUUAGUUCCUAAGCAUCCCAAUUCCCAAACUUGAAAUGUGCGAAUUACCCUUACUGCUUUGGAAAUGUGCGAUGGCUUUAUACGCUACGAAUAAAUUGUCAUAAAAAUUGAUGAAUUUCUUCAAGAAAACAGGAUGGAAAUUACAUGAUCAAAUUUAUUCAAGUCAAGCUUACCAACACAUAGUAACUUUCUGUGAUACCAACCUCAGGGGAAAAAUACCAAAACAUAAUUUAUACUCUAUUUCACGAGUGUGCAUCACAAUACAGUGACAGCUGAUUAUGUAGUAAUGUCUCAAAAUUCCCCAUAUCGACACAGGUCACAUAAUUUUGACGGAUCCGUCGACCCCAGGUAGUCAAACCGUAUUUUGUUUUGUUUUUUGUACGCUACAGAUUCAUUUUGUACCAGCUAACAGCUCUUUCAUUUAAAAAAGUUCAUUUGCAUAUAAAAACAAAAUGCCACAAACAAGUUUUACUAGACUUAUACCCAAUUCAUUAUUGCCAACGUUGCAGACUAACACAAAAAUGUCACUGGCUGAUCAGCUGUUCACCUCAGUAGACGUCAAAGCGUGAUGGAUACUCGUGAAAUAGGGUAUAUAUGUAUAAUGAACCUAACCAAUAAACAGUUGACAGUAUACUCACAUACUGCUUCUUUCUGUUGAAAUAUUAAAUACUAAAAUUAAAACUAAAGCGCCAAGCCAAACUGUGAAGAUUAUAAUUUUAAUAUCAAAUCACAAAACGUGAACACGUCAAAUAACAGAGUAUCAAGGAAAAGGGACUAAAGAGAUACUAAGCAAUAUGCUGUCUUCUGGGAUACAUCUACAGAUGGUAAAAUUAACAACGCCAGUUUUAUUUUAGUUCAUCAGGAAUCUGGGCAUCAGCGGUGGCGUAGUGGUAGACGUUAUUGCCGUGCGCUGUGCGGGUUCGACUCCCGUCCCAAGAGAAUUUUUCUCUUGGCUAUGGAUGUUGUGAUUGUCCGUAGAUGGUCUCUGACUGUUGAAUGCGGAAGUACCACCCGGCGGAUCUGGUGGGCGGGACUAGAAUGUGUGCAUGUUGCUUUCACACGUGUUCCCUCGCUAGGGUCCGUGUGGCGUCCUCCUCCUUUCCCCUGUAUCCCCCUAUGACCCGACAGUGCUCCAUGAGUGUUUAGGCCUUAGGCUUUCGUGGUGUUUGGAGUAUAAAACAAAUCCAGGGGGAGGUUAAAUUAAGCCAGGGGAAACAUUUAAAAAUAGAAAAGACGACCAAUCGUCCCCUGCUGGUAAUCAUGUCUGCUACUCAAUACCCCACUACAUUUUUUUUAUAAUAUAGAAGUAAACAUAUAUAUCUUUAAUGAUGUUACAAAAAGAAGCUAAUGUAUCUAAUUGGCAGAUACAUAAUUGGAAAAGUAAUCUCAAAGCUUGCUCGCAAAAUGAAUGUUCAAUAUUUCAUGGAAAUAUUUUAUACUUCGCAUUUUGUUUUAUGUAGUAUCUAAUAAACAAGUCAAUCAGUAUGAAAUGUUUAUAUUUAUGCAGUUUUCUAUAAGAUAAGGUAGUCGCCAGUUUGACGAUGGAAAAAACUUCAAACAUGUCUUGAAAACCAUGUUGUUCAAGAUAACUUCUCUGAAAAACAAAAAAGCUUUUAGCUUUGAUCAAGUUUGCACCCAUUUUGAGAAACUUUCGAGAAAAUUCUAUAUCAUUUCAACAAAAAACGUGUUGACAAAAUAAAAAAUGACCAUCUCUCCACAAUACAUACUGUUAACUAAUCGAGGAAUGGGAAUCGAAUGUUGAUGCGUUUUAUUAUUAC
This is a messenger RNA of Acanthoscelides obtectus, 3324 nucleotides long. NCBI's taxonomy places the organism in Eukaryota, Metazoa, Arthropoda, Insecta, Coleoptera, Chrysomelidae. The record is from the annotation of a GenBank genome assembly.